This is a messenger RNA of Pectinophora gossypiella (pink bollworm), 5711 nucleotides long. RefSeq names its product protein grindelwald (gene grnd). Bases 167 to 886 code for a protein of 239 amino acids. The record is from RefSeq and is a predicted model, not a curated record. Lineage: Eukaryota; Metazoa; Arthropoda; Insecta; Lepidoptera; Gelechiidae. The transcript is spliced from 5 exons.
GUCACCACAGCGGGUCUACCUGCGCAAGAGUCGCAUUCCGUCACCUACCUCUGCGAUUGGCCGGUGAGCCUCGAAGGCUUCGAAAUUCCAGUUUUAAAUUUAGAAAGUUAUUUUAGUGCUUGUGUUCAGUUUGGUUUCUCAAAAUGACAACAUUAUAAGAUUAACCAUGUGGCGCAUAGCGUGCGUGCUGGCGGUCGUGGGCGCUGCAUUCGCGGAGCUGGCCUUCAACGGCGUGAGGUGCGGCCAAUUGACCUGCCAACUCGAGGAGUAUUGCAACUCCGAUACCAAUCGCUGCGCACCCUGCAGCGGUGUGUGCAACAAAACGCACCACAACUACGACUCCGGGUUGUGCGACAAGGAAUGCUUAGGUUACCUGCUUGACUUGAGAUAUGCCCGGAGAACAGACAACUCCGCUCCUCCAGCGGAUUUUAGUGGUGUUCAACGGCAGGCGCAGGCAGCACUUAUUGUAAGUGGAGUGGCGCUUGCUGUGCUUCUAUUGGUGCUCAUCAUCGUGUGUCGGGGUAGCUUCUCAUGGCGAUCCCUCAAGCAGAAGUUUCAACCUGCUAAGAAUCGCGUGAAGCAGCACCCGACAGACUUGACGCAUUACAACCCUCACGCUGAGAUGCCAAAACCUAAACAUGAGCUGAAACUGGAGAUCAGGAACCCUGAGCCGCCCAAGCGUCAGAAUCAGCCGCUGAACGUGCGAGACCUGGACACCAGGACCUCUCACACUGAGAAGAGCCAGGGAGCCACCACGCCCAAGACGAUUAGCACAGCUCUCAGCAACAGACAUCCAGCGGAAGACACCACGCUGGACUUCUCGUACGACAACAUGGGUAUGAACGUGACCCCCCCAGAGCAACCGGCUGCCAGCCACAAGUUCUGAGGUCCGGCAGUCACUUUCGGGGGUAGCUCGGUCAGGUAUAUACAGGUAACCCACGACAUCACUACCGACACGUAAAUUUCGAAAUCGAAACCCAAUUUUGUACGACCUUUUAUUCGAAUGUGCCGCCGUAUCGCAGUAUUAUAAUAAGUUUAAAAUCGAUAAGAUUAUUUUAUAGGUACUUAUAUGGAAACUUUGUAGUAAUUUAAUUUUAUAAUGUUGUUGAAUAUACAGCUCAAAUCAAAACUGUACUUAGAAAGAUGAGUCAUUUAUAAGUAUGUGAGUUGAUUAGCAUUCUACUUUAGAUAAAUAUAUCACAAUAAUUGUAAAUUUUGGUGAUUUUACUUAAAUAUUAGAUUAUAAAGUUAGAUGUAAAAUGUUACGUAUAUUACUACAAUUUCAUCACAAAAGAUGUUUGAAACCCGUUCUUUGAUGCCGUGGAGUGUACUUCACAAAAAAGUCAUGUAAGUAUUCUUCUGUAUCAACUCUGCAUAGUUUUAUUAUUCUCCUAUUGUAGAAAACAUUAUGCAAAAUACUUAGAUUAAGUUACUGUAAUAACUAUACGAGUACAUCAGGGGGUUAAAAAGGCCACAUCAAAGCAAUUCAUAAAUAAAUAAAUAAUCUAAAAAAAGCAAUAUUGCAAUUUGACAUUUGCGCAUAUAAAAGUAAGUGCGCAAUGCAAACUAAUGUCAAAUAGCAAUAUAGCUAUUUUAGGUGAAUUGCUUUGAUGUGGCCUUUUUAACCCCUCAGUACGUCCUUCAAUGUGCAGCUAUUGUUUUGUGUAAGUACCCCAUGGUUGAAAUCAUAAGUAUGGUAAAUAUAAUAUUUUGUUAUAAAUAUCCGAAUAGCCCGUAGGUAUAUUUGCUUGAUAAUUCCAUCCAUUGUGUAACGUUUAAUUAAAAGCAAUCAUCCUAGUUGCAUCUAUUGAUGCAACUACUAAAAUUAAAAAAGACUUAUUAGUCUUUUUAAUAAUAAAUAAUCUGAUCUGAGCUUAGAUGACUUUAGUAGUUGAAAAUGUAUUCAAUCUAACGGUUUCACCUACCAUACGAAAUUUCAAACGUGUAUUUGUAAAGUUAGGAGUGGGAGAGACGGAUAAAAUUAAUAUUUGUGGUUAUGCAAAGCUCAAUGUAAUCGCAUUACAGUUCAAGUUAGUAGAUAAUAGGUAUAAUAUACGUUUAGUAAGUAUACUUUAUUUUUAGGUACCAACGCUAAUUUUAGCUGUAACGUGUAUUCCUAGAGCAAUACUUUCAAGAGAUUAGUAAAUUUAUUGAUAAGUGUUUACGCCAGAUUUUGAUUAAGUUCUUAGAAAAAUACAAGAAAAUCCGUACUUAGAAGGCGGUCUCCAUUGAUUUAUAAUGUUGUUAUCUAUGUUUUUUUUUUGUGUGUACUUACCUACAUUUUUUUAUACCUUUCUGUUUACUCAUAUUUCAUUGUUUUCAUCAAUUUGCUAAUUAAAAAGUCAAUAUAUUUUUUGCCUCUAACUCGGAACAAAAAUAGUAAUUGAAUAUGAACAUAUUUUAUUAAACAGAGCUUUGCUUGGGUUUAAGUGAACUUUCGUCAUAAAUUAUUUAAUAAAAUUAUGUUAUCCGAAGCUUAGGUACUUAUUUUCAUUUUGUAUAAAAUAAAUAAUGCAACAUUAUCCACCUUACAAAUAAAAAAUAAACCGGGGAUGAACGUGGGUUUAAGUAUUUGACAUCCAAGCAAAGUUCAGUUGAAUUGUAUGAUAAUUGGAUUCAAUUUUGCUUGGCUGUCAAAUACGUUUAUCCUUGGUUUAUUUUUUAUUUGUAAGAUGGUAUAAUGUUUUUGUGUAUUUUUUUAAGAUUUCUAAAUUCUAAAUCCAUACAUUGUAGCUAAAAGUUUUGAUAACUGAGUUAAAUUAUAUGUAGAUAGAGUUCUCAAAAUCUGGCAUAAAUAUUCACGAACAUAUUCAAUUAGAAUUUAAGACAUCGUUUGUGGAGUUUUGUUAAAAUUUUUGUAGAAAAAUAAUAGUUUUACUUGUUGCGUAUCGAGUUCGACUCGGGUUAAAAUAAAGAAUUUCAGCUUGGCUGAGGUAGUUUUUAUUUUGAAUGUAAUGUCUUAUGUGUCUGUCUGUCUGUCGUGUCUGCUAUGUUAUGAUUGACGAUGUGUGACGUCUGAACUUUCGUGUUAUUAAUUGUCGGGUACACAUUGUCGUAGCAAGUAUUACAUUACAUAGUAAGUGCUAUAUUGUCACUACAUUCAUGUAAUGGGCGUGUAUUCUGAAAUAGGAAAUAUUUAAUUUAUUUUAAGGGUAAGCAGUUACAAAUCAAUAGCCAACUCAUUAUGUAAAUCUUAUUCAAUCAAUAAACACGAUCCUCAAAUAAGGUUUAUCGUAAGUUUUCUUGAACAAUAUUUUCGCUCAGAUUAAUGUUAUCUACCCACUUAGGCCUUUGACUACUUAGAAAUUGCUGGAACCUUACAAUAAUAAAAAGCUUUUAUUCAGAAAUAUCUAAGCUUUACCAAGAAUUAUUAUAUAUUUCAGAAUGCAUUUCUCAUUGUCUUUAUCGUUUUGUAUAUCAUUUGUAUUCUGUGAAUCCUUAUGUAUGUUAAUGCUACUGCAAUAUUGGUAUAAUAUAUCGGAGAAGUUAGCCGGUUGCAGAUCAAUUUUCUCGUUAGGAAUAUUAUUUUUACAUUGAAAGUUUAAAAUAUAAUUAAACGUUUCAUUUGGCUCGAAUAUUUAAAUGAUUCCAGAGCCCGAGGGUGUGUGGGAAAUUAUAGCUCUUUGAUGAAUACAUUAACGCAUGCCAGUUUAAAUGAUUGUUCAAAAUACGAUAUAUUAUAAUAUUAAAACUUCAUACAGCAUCAUACAGGGUGUUUGAAGGCUGAUUCAGGCCAUGUUUCUGUGUUGAUAUUAAUUAGAAUUUUCCGUCGCAAAAGUAUGGAACAGAAAAUAAUCUUAAAAACACUAAAAUUUUCAUAAAUUUUCAAACUAUCUACUUGUAUGUACUUGUAUAGGGUGUAAGUGACAUCUUAACCAAUACUGAGGGAGAUGAUUCAACUCAUUAUACUGAGUUCACAUCAAGUGGAAUUUUCCAUCGCAAAAGUAUAGAAAUGCAAAUAAUUUAAAAAUACACAAAAAAGUACAUGAAAAUUCCACUUGAUAUCAACUCAGAAUCAUGGUCUGAAUCAUCCCCCUCAGUAUUCGUUACGAUGUCACUAACACCCUGGAUAUUGAAAUCACUCUCACUGGACACGGCUUGCUGCCUGCGACUGGCGGGGCUGUGUUGACAUGCGUUGCUGGGUGCCUUUGUACUUUAGUCCAGACUACUUAGUAAUAUACCAGAUUUAUAAUAAAAAUAACGCACAUUUAGUAUUGAAGCAUCAAUGAAAUUUAAACUUAUUUAUAAAUAGACGAAGACGAGGCAGCGUAAGAAAAUAAUUAGCUAUGACUGACACACGUAAUACAAUAUUUGUGAUGUGUAUUUUAGCACUUAAUUAGGUCAUUAGCUCAGAAUAUGAAUUUAAACCCUUUAUUUGGAUAUGUUGUCUGGUUUUAAAUUGGAGUCUUCUGAAAAUAAACCAGAAAGGUUUUCAGAUUGUCAUUUAAGAUGUGGUGCUUUUACGAAAUUAAAUUGGAAUUUAUUUACUAGAGAACGGGUAAUGUUGCUGUGGUGAUGAUAAAAUAAACAUCUGUAGGAGUUAUUCCUUGGAUAGAAGUCAAGGUCUUGGCAACGCUGCCUCUUCAAACACGAAUGCUCUAACGACUAGUGUUCCCUGUGUCACGCACCUGCAACUCUCUUCCCGCACAUUCCGUUAUUUUUGUUCUCAAAAUAUAAAAUUUUAAAACUAUGUCUCGAUGCUCGCGAACUGCUACAUCACUACGAGUGCUAGGGUUAUCACAAAUCUUGAUCACAAUCAGAUCAUUUCAUCACAUUUUUCUUGUUAAACAUUAAAAUGUCUUUGAUAAAUAAUUAGGAAUAAACUGCGCCCAAUUAAUUUUUGCAUCACGAUUUUUUAUGAAUCUUUUUAACAUUAAAAUUUUGACUUCGUUUUGAAUCUCUUUUUACUUAAGUAGUUGGUAAAAUAAUGUUUGCUUUUGAUAUGAAUUCCACUAACCAUCACAAUGAUAAUUAUAACGAUAACGUAACACCAUUUUAAUUAUUAUAAAUUAUAUUAUUCUAGAUUAAUUAGGUUUUAAGGUCCGAACCGUCCAUACAAAUCAUUCCAUUAGGGUAUUGUAAGAGUUAUUUAAAAUCAUUUAUUUAACUGUUAAUUAUAAGUAGAGAUAAGUAAUUUCGAACGUAACAGUAUGAGUAAUUAUAAAUUUAAUAUUUAAAGUCGGAAUAUCUACUUAAAGGACUCUCGUGGCAAUAUCGUACUUAAUUUGAUAGGCUUAACAAGGUUUUGAAUAUUAAUUUUAGUACUGACUUUGAUAGGAUUCAAAAUUGGAGAUCUUUUUCAUAUACUUACUAGAAAUUAUCAGCCAAAAUAGGUAGAUAAGUACCUCAAUAUUACCUCUGGAAAUAAUUUUGCAGAAUCUCACUACGUUCUUCGGUUUUUAGGUACGAAGAGAACAAUUUAAUAAUUAAGGAAAAUGGUUAAAAUAAAAAGAAUAUCUUACCUAAACCUACAAAGUUCGUACUGAACAAGUGUAUUAAAAAAUAUUUCUUGAAAAUAUUUUAAUACCCUUAACUUAGUCUGUAGAUGUAAGUUUUAAUAUAUGUAUAUACAAUGGAACCCUCAGGAAAUCCGUCCACUAGUUAAGGAUCGUAGAAAUGUCGGUGUGUGACAAUUUUGUUAUUAUUUAGGGUAAAUUGAAAUAUGUUGCUGUUAAUAUUAAUGGAAUUACAAAUAAACUUUUAGAGAUCAA